Bemisia tabaci is the source of this 5583-nucleotide messenger RNA. RefSeq names its product atos homolog atossa (gene atos). The record is from RefSeq and is a predicted model, not a curated record. Lineage: Eukaryota; Metazoa; Arthropoda; Insecta; Hemiptera; Aleyrodidae.
AUUGCAUCAGUUUGGGUGUUCUUCGGUAUUACGAUUAUUGUGGACUCGUGUGAGGAUGUGAAUAGUGUUCUGCGUUCUCGGAAAUGUUUUCGGUCACCUAUUUAGUGAAAUUGUAAUCGUCGUGUGAGUACCUAAACAUGCAGGUUUAUAGAUUCGUUCUCGACGGAGAAGGCAUGAAAUCGUUCAACCAGCGGCAGUCGGCCUGAAAAGACACGUGAAAGACGUACAGUGAAAACUCUUUGAAUACUGUUAUUUUGUAAGUUCAUCAGCAAGUAUGAAGUAAUUCUCUGACAGUGCACAAUCCCUGGAAGCAGACGACGGCAGAUGAAUCGGGUUGGGGAAACGGAACGGAAGAUGGCGGUGCUGUUCGCGCGGAUGCUGAGUUUUCGUGAGCGCGUUAGGCGAGCCGCAACUUAACCCAUAUAUUUUGGAUGGAGAACUAAACUCGGAAUGCGGGUCCCCUGUCCGUGACCCAUUUCGAAAAUCCCGCCAUGCGUGCGAAGUCGGCCCACCGGAGAAAUUUUAAUUAAAGAAUGCGCCUAGGACCCCCUGUUCCUGACACGCCCCUUUAGUAAUGCAUUCUGUACAUCCAGAAAGUAGUAUAUCGAAGAGCCCCGAGGUGCUGAGCCUCGUUGUCGACUUGGGGACGCUCAUCGUCGAAGGGCGGACCCGACAGCGCAAUGCCAAGGGGGGCUUCCUCGAGGGCCCCCACUGCCCCAACAUCGGAUUCCCCACCCCCUCGAACCACGUUUGCGACAUCAACAACGAACAGUGUGCUUGGAUUCAACGUUUACGCUUGCAAAUUGCUUUGCUCUGGAAGAACUUCGGAUCUUUUUGUAUCGAAUUGACAGUUUCACCUGAUUGUGGGCUAUGCGGAGAAUUCAACCAGAAUUCCUCUUCAGACCAUAUCAUCGAGCAGUGGUUCAUCACAGCAGACACAAAAAAGAAGGAAGAUAAUUUUGUCAUCACCGGGAAUCACUUCUUCCAAGCCAUUCGUUCUCAGUUGCACUUUUCUCAACUCACUGCUUGGUGGCACAAGAAUGGAGGAACUAACCCAGCUCGAGUUGGGAAAAAAGUCGCUAACGUGUCAGCUGUUAACAGCUCCUUCAGUCAAUCGGCGAACGUUCAUACUUUUCCUCUGCUGAAUGUUGGGUUGCCAGAAUACAUUAAAGUGACUGUCUUGAGUGCCCCGCGUUCUGAGCAGCCUCCAAGUGUUCGUUGCACUCUUCAUUCUGUAAUCGGAAUCGGAGGAAUUCAGAUGCAAGGUAUUGGUGUUGCGGAGGACCGUGUGAAACCGUGUGAUAAACCUGGAAAGCACCGCUGCGAGUGUAAAGAUGAACUUGUAGAUGAAGCCCCACGCUCGCGGCGAAGAAGAAAACUGUCAGACCUGCUCACCCUCAAUGGCAACCUCAGCUCAAUGAAGAACCUUUCAAUAGCUGAAGAUGCCAAUAAAUUUAAAGAGUUAUCUUCACCAGACGAUAUUUUGCGAAAACGAGCUCUCUGGGGUCUCAAUAUGGACGAGAAAUUGUUGUCGGAUGAUUUUUCCAAAUGGUCUUUUGUCAACUUGUCCAAGACUUCUCUGUCGAAUGUUGCAGAUUCAUUUUCUUUGAAGCAGAGUGAACCCAAUGAUGUUCUGAGUUUUCAGCUGAGUUCUCAAGAAAUUGAAGAAGUUUUGACAGUUUUAAGGUGCCCGAGGUCAUUAUCAAGCCAGCACAACCAGUUUGGUGAGUAUCCUGCUCAAACACUCACCAAAGACUCUGCUGACUGGGAACAAUCAAACUUCCGGGAAGCAACCUACCUGCCAUGGCCUGUGCCGCGGAAAAUCUCAGAUGUUAACAAAUCUGCCGCAGGACUGGAAAAGAUGUCCGCUGAAUGUUCAACGUUCCGCCCUCCCUACCUGCGUGCUAGGACUUUAGCAACCAAACCUGAAAUGGUUUUCGAACCUAUACAUGAUCUCAAUUCGAUUGAAAAUACUGUUAAUGAUCAAACUAGUCAAACCAAUAAUCUUUCAACGCCAGUCAUCAAAUACCGUCGUGGCUCUAUCAGUUUUAAAGCUUACCCUAACAGUACCAGAGUCGGUCAACCUGUGGAUACAAAUAAAAAUAGGACGGAAUGUGAAUCAAGCGAAAAACUUUUUGUUGACUUACACCAGAAAUUGAAUGAUAAAAAUAAUAAUAGUUGUGAUACCAGUAAAAGUACUUGUUGUGAAUCCCCCUCGGUUCCCAAAAGUGAACCAUUUACUUUUACCAAUUCAAAAACCAUUAAGCACGGAUUGCGAAUCAAAACUCUCCAUGAACGUUGUCUAAUCAAUAACAUUAAUAACAGUAAAUCGAAUAAUAUUUUUAAUAAUGUCAACAGUAACGUUAUAAACAAUAAUAGUUGUAGUAGUAGUAGUAGUUAUAGUGAUAAUCUUAAUAAUUUAUUGAAAAAAAUUGAUGAUUGUGAUAUACCAAGUCUUUCUAAUGCCUGCGCUGUGAAGACCAAUUCUCAGGCUUCUACACCAUACCAGACUCCAUCAAGGAAAAACAGCGGUGACUUCUCCGGCGAUGAAUAUUCUUUCGAAAAUGGAUCACGUCCUGUACCAUCUGCUUUAGACAAGGAAAAGUUCCGGCGCUCCCUGGACUCAGCAGCUUCAAUGGUCUUUCACCAUCGCACAGGCCUACCCCUUGCGAACAGUCCCGCCCCAGCACGAAGGCCAGCCUCAACUCACUUCGAUUUCGAUAGCUCCAUCAACUCUGUCUCAGCUAUUCGAUGUGCUUUAUACGACCCAUCACCUUGUGAGAGCGAAAGUGAAGGCAACUCACCUGUGAGCACUGAACCAAAGUACUCUUUGUCGUGGCCCUCUCCUCAGACCAACUCGUCGCUGUUGGGUAAUUUUGAAGAGUCCGUCCUAAACGGUCGUUUGGAGCCUGUGAGCACUGUCCAUGGUUUCACAGCUGAUCUCGGAGCAAGUGGUGCAUUCUGCCCAUCUCAUCUCAUUCUUCCUGUAACUGUAUUCUUUUACACCCUCGGAGAUCGGGACAAAGUUUCAGCACCGUAUCUUGCUCAUAUCAAUUUAGGGAAAAAGGGAUAUGUAGUGCCUCGGAGUGGUACUAUUCAAGUUACGUUAAUGAACCCACUCGGAACUGUGAUCAAAAUGUUCGUUGUUGCUUAUGAUCUCUCUGACAUGCCUCCCAACACUCACACUUUUUUGCGUCAGCGAACAUUGUACAUGCCAGCCAACUCCAAUCAUAUUGAUCGGAAGUGGUUGCGUUAUCUCAUUCAUCUUAGGUUUUCCAGUUCUAAAUCUGGUCGUAUAUCCUUACACACUGAUAUUCGAAUGAUUAUCUUCUGUAAGUCAGAUCUUGAUACAGCAACUGAACACAAAACUGACACAUAUGAACUCAGAUCAUUUUUGCACGGGCCAAGCAACCCUAAAUUCUCUCCUCGAAAGUAAAAAUUUAUUUUAUCAAAAAAUGUAUCAAGGUAUUUUUAUCCUCAUAUUUUAUUAUUGUUGUUUUAUUUGUGAUAUAAAAAGAGAACUACUUUUAUUAUAUUAUUUCUAUAUUUUUUAAAUAUUUUUAAAAAAGAUAUUUAUAUUUCAGAAGAAGUUUCGAAAGAUUUAAGUUGCGUAAUUAUCGCAGCAAGGUGUCUACAAAUUUUAAUACCCUCAUGAAAGUUUAAAAUUAUUGUAAAAAUUAGAAAGGGGUGAAGAAUAAAAAUUUCACAGCGUCUUUCCAAAUCAGUGAAUGUUUUUUCCUAGAAUUCUGAAUCACCUGAAAGUUUUUUCUCACAAUAAAAAGUCAAAAUAUGCAGAAUAUGAAAUUAAAACUCAGUUCUUAUCUCUCAUUUUUGCCUUUAUUUUUAUAGCUUGACAAAAUUUUUCAGAAAUGAAUUUUGAAGUUUAUGUUUUAGGCGUGAGACAAAAUCCAUGCCCUUUUCUUUUUGUCCGAUCAUGGUCAAUGAGUGUUUUAUUAUCCAUUUGUAAACACCUUGAGUCGAUUUCUCUCCUCCAUUUGAGGUAUUUUCCCCUAAAAUCUCAAUGUAACCUCUGCUCCCUAACCUCAAAAUGAAGGGAAAAAGAAAAUUGUAUAAUAACCAGCUACGUAUAAAAAGCCAUUUGUGUAAAUUGUAAGCAUCCUUUCUAGUUAACGAGGUGGAUCGUGUUGUUAUACCAGAUUUUAGUUGUUUCGUUUUAGGUUAGAUAUUGUAAAAAAAUCGGCAGUCGUAAUUCAAAGAAGCUUCUUUUUUUUUGUUCUCUCAUUCUUUAUGAUUUUGCGUGUCUUCUCAGACUCUAGUUGGUGUUUUGUCCGACUGCAUUGUAUAACAUUUAAGCAAUAUCUCAUUUUCGACAUAUCUGUGAAAAGUUUUUAAACCAUAGUCCAUCAGUUUUGAUGUUUGUCAACUUAAAUUAUUUUAAUAUUCAAUGUUUCAAACUUAAAAAGGGAAAACAAACUAUUAGGCACAAGGGGUAAAGGAGCAUGGCAUCUUACGAAGUAAUGGUGACUGUUUGAAAAGUUCAUCUAUAAAUUAUAGAUCCAUGGAUUUUAUCAAAAUUGUCACUAUCUUUUACCUAUUCAUUUCAGUUUUUAAUUAUCUGCAAAUUCAUGCAUUUAGUUGUUAACAGCUACAAUAAUACAAGUUAGCUAUGCUCUUGCUUUUUAACUCCUUGCGCUUAUUUUCAGUCUACUUAUUGUCUUCCAAUCUUUUUUGAGGUGGCAGCAAUCCUAAUAUCUUGUAAACUGUUCAGUCAAAUAAGGGAAGGAGUUGCUAGGAAUCUUUGAAGUGUCUUAAAAAGAAGAAGAAUAAAAAAAAAUGAUCAGGCAGUUGUAUGUCCUCUCCAUGUCAAUAAUGUUUUUAAGUCUUUUUAAUAACAUUAUUAAAAGUCUGAUAAUUUUUUUAAACUUAGUAAGGAAGAGUUAAUGGAAAAUUAGUCUGGUUGAGUUCCAAAGCUGCAGACAAGGGCCCAAAUUUAAUUGGUUAAAGCGGCCCAAGUUAUGUUGACAUUACCGUUGAACUCAGCUGAAACUUACGUAAAUAAUAAUUUGUGUCAAUGCUACUCACAAGUCUGUAUUUUUUACAAAUGAAUAAACUUGUAAGUAAAGCCUUAGAGGUUUGGAACAUGUAUUUCUAGUAAUAAAUAAUAUAGGAACUUGGAGUAAAUGCCGAUUAAAUUUGGGUCUUGUGCUUUUAAAAGUUCUGCACGCAACAUCCAAAUGUUAGCUGUUUAUUUUUCGAUCAGUCAAUUCUAUAUCAAAAUCAAAAAAGUUUCCCUUUAACUCUUCGUGUGAUAUACUAUGUGAUACUUAAUUGUAAUCUGUUCAUCAGCAGAUAUGUUUAGGUAUUUACGUACGAAAGCUAUCACAAUGUUUACCUUUAUGUCUCCUAGCAUUAGCCAGUCUUCUAAAAUCCGUUAAGAAUCUUUUCUAUGUUGCACAGGCUGAAAGAGUCGGUCUUUCGGCUUCAAACGUUUAAUCCAGCAAAACUAAUUCCAACUUGAGUUCAUCUGAUUUCAUCCUAAGACUGUAUUCAGUAAAUUUUGCCAACUCAAUUUUGAAAAGAUAAACUUACAUUUUAAGUAAAAAAACUCUCUUGCCAUUCAAA